This is a messenger RNA of Candidula unifasciata, 810 nucleotides long. The record is from the annotation of a GenBank genome assembly. NCBI's taxonomy places the organism in Eukaryota, Metazoa, Mollusca, Gastropoda, Stylommatophora, Geomitridae.
AUGCUAGUUGAGCGUGACGAUUUUUUUUUUCGCAUAGCAAGCCAAGAGAAGGAGGUAGAGCACUAUGUAAGCCAAGAGAAGGAGGUAGAGCACUAUGUAAGCCAAGAGAAGGAGGUAGAGCACUAUGUAAGCCAAGAGAAGGAGGUAGAGCACUAUGUAAGCCAAGAGAAGGAGGUAGAGCACUAUGUAAGCCAAGAGAAGGAGGUUGAGCACUAUGUAAGCCAAGAGAAGGAGGUUGAGCACUAUGUAAGCCAAGAGAAGGAGGUUGAGCACUAUGUAAGCCAAGAGAAGGAGGUUGAGCACUAUGUAAGCCAAGAGAAGGAGGUAGAGCACUAUGUAAGCCAAGAGAAGGAGGUAGAGCACUAUGCAAGCCAAGAGAAGGAGGUAGAGCACUAUGUAAGCCAAGAGAAGGAGGUAGAGCACUAUGUAAGCCAAGAGAAGGAGGUAGAGCACUAUGUAAGCCAAGAGAAGGAGGUAGAGCACUAUGCAAGCCAAGAGAAGGAGGUAGAGCACUAUGUAAGCCAAGAGAAGGAGGUAGAGCACUAUGUAAGCCAAGAGAAGGAGGUAGAGCACUAUGCAAGCCAAGAGAAGGAGGUUGAGCACUAUGUAAGCCAAGAGAAGGAGGUUGAGCACUAUGUAAGCCAAGAGAAGGAGGUAGAGCACUAUGUAAGCCAGGAGAAGGGCGUAGAGCACAAUGUAAACCAAGAGCAAUGGAAGAUAACAUCAGACUCUACAACAGCACCAUGUAAACAAAGAGCAAUGAAAGAUAACUAUGUGUCAGUUGUUGAGGUGGUCAGAGAAGUCGACUGA